AUGGACUGGGAAGCCAACCUGGCUGCCAUCAUCAAGUGCACGGACGCCAGUCUCGCACAGCAAUUCCGCGAGUUUGAGGACGUCACAGCCGAGUUUACAGCGGUCGACGAAGCUCCCGCAGCCUGCGACCCCAGCAGCGACAAUGUAGCAGUGAAUUACCUGCGCGAUACCAUGGCGACAGAGUAUCGUCAUCGUCAAAAGCAGGAAAAACAACACGCUCAACCGCAAACACCGUCGUAUUCCCGUGUAUCUGGAGCGUUUGCAGCAGCAUCUGCGGCUCCAGGGACCACGUUUUCAGAGCAUUUCCAUCGUCGACAGGAGCGUAAGCGUGGAGCUUCAGUGGCAGGAAGACCGAGAGACAACCAGCGAGCGCACACUCGUGCGCAUCAGCAAAUGUACUCGUCUCCGACAUACGACGUGGCGCAGAUGAUGGAGCAGGUGCGAUUGAGCUUGAAGCUCGAGGUGGAUGCCCGUGCUGCGAUCGCUGAGCGCCAAUUGAGUGCGCUCUUGCAGCUGUGUAAGGCCACGUCGGAGGAGCUUGACAGACUUCGAGUUGAGGUCUGUGCGAACGACCGUCAGCUCCAUACGUUGGAUCAAGUGCAGUCAAAGAUACGACAGGAACUAACGACGCAAAAGGACAUCGGCUUCCACUUACAGUCCAUGUGUGGCAAGGACGAGUCGUGGCGUAUGCAGACGGAGAAUCAAUUAUUAGAGCUACGCCAAAUGACGGCUGCGUUACGUGAGCAGGGGAAUUCUACACAGGCGGUGGCACAGGAGAAGCUGUCGAGGUUGGAGCUACUCGUGCAGUUCAAUGCUGCCAUGGAACCUAUUAAAGCGCAGCUGCAGGCGAAUCUGCAGCACCAGGCUCAACAGAUCGCCGAGAUCACGCGCUCUACGAGCUCUUCGAGUCUGUUGCUCGAUGGGCUCUCGCAAAAAGUGAACCGAGGUAUUACGGAAGAACUCAACGAGUUACGCAGCGACCUUCACGCUCUAAAACACCACGUUGCUAAACUGGACAUUUUUCAGGACACGAUUUGUCGCUAG
This is a messenger RNA of Phytophthora infestans T30-4, 1044 nucleotides long. RefSeq lists its product as uncharacterized. Lineage: Eukaryota; Oomycota; Peronosporomycetes; Peronosporales; Peronosporaceae. The transcript has 3 exons. The coding region runs from base 1 to 1044 and encodes 347 amino acids. The record is from RefSeq and is a predicted model, not a curated record.